UGGAUAUUGUGGUGAGCAGCAUCUGAUUACACAGAGACGGACGGCAACAGGCAACAGAGGGGGAAGACACCAGCUGAAAACUGCCUCUCAGUCCUCUCUGGAGAAGACAACACUCUUUAUUUCUUUUCUACUUUCUCCACUUCACUCAGGGAAAACUUUACUUUUUACGGAGGAGAGCAGGGAAAACAACCGAAGCGACGUUUUUUUUAUGUUGUGGUGAAUCUCUGGGCUUCUCGUGUUGUAAAUGGCCGAGCGGGACCGACGAGUGGCUGCGGAGUAAACCUGCAACAUGUCGCAGUUUGUGGAGGCUUAAAACAGAGCUGUAACCGCUGUCAUUUUUUUAAACGAAGACACACGCCUGAAUAUCUGCAGCUGUAGCUCCAGGACGACUCUGGUUUUGGUUUGUUCCUCCAGGUCGGAGAGAAACAGGGAUCUUCCUCUCUCUGUCUGUCUCUUUUUGUCUCUCAGGCCCACGGAGACAAAGGCUGUCUUCUGUUUGGACAUCUGUCCGUCUCUGUUUUUUGUCUCUGAUAAGUCUUUUCUGUAGCCGCCAUCAUUCCGUGCUGUAAGGCCGACCCCAAAAUGUCUUCCAAUGGAGACCUCAGCGACCUGGGGAGCUCUGACAGCUUCUGGGAGCCGGGGAACUACAAAAGGACAGUGAAGCGGAUAGACGAUGGCCACCGGCUGUGUAAUGAGCUGGUCAGCUGCUUCCAGGAGAGGGCGAAGAUAGAGAAGAGCUACGCCCUGCAGCUGAGCGACUGGGCCAAGAGAUGGAGGGGUGUCGUGGAGAAAGGGCCUCAGUACGGCACGCUGGAGAAGGCGUGGCACGCAUUCAUGCAGGCGGCCGAUCGGCUCAGCGAGCUGCACCUGGAACUGCGGGAGCGGCUGGCAGGCGAGGACAGUGAGAAGGUGCGCAACUGGCAGAAGGACGCCUUCCACAGACAGAUGAUGGGAGGCUUCAGGGAGACCAAGGAUGCAGACGACGGCUUCCGCAAAGCCCAGAAACCCUGGGUCCGCAAACUGAAAGAGGUGGAGUCCAGUAAGAAGAGCUACCAUCAGGCCAGGAAGGAGGAGUGGACAGCGACCACCAGGGAAACGCACGCCAAGGCUGACCCGUCCAAGUCUCAGGAGGAAGUUCGCAAAUUCACGACUCGGGUGGAGCGCUGCAACCAGGAGGCCGAGAAGGCGAAGGAACGCUACAAAAAGGCCCUGGAGGAGCUGAACCGCUGUAACCCUCGCUACAUGGAGGACAUGGAGCAGGUGUUCGACCUCACCCAGGAGGCCGAGCGCAAGAGGCUGCGCUUCUUCAAAGACGUCCUCAUGGACAUCCACACACACCUCGACCUGUCUGCCAAAGAAGGGUUCAGAGACCUGCACCGGGACCUGGGUCAGACCAUCCGAGCAGCCAAUGACGCUGACGAUCUCAGAUGGUGGAGGAACACCCACGGACCGGGCAUGAGCAUGAACUGGCCGCAGUUUGAGGAGUGGUCUCCAGAGGCAAGCCGCUCGAUAAGCAGGAAGGAGCGAGGCGGACACUCCGAGGAAAACGUGGUCACCCUCACCAACAUCGUCUCUUCAGGUGGAGACGACGUCCCACCGAGUCCCAUCACCCUGGACACCGACAGGGUGAAAGAUUAUUCAUCAGACUGGUCAGACGAGGAAAGUCCUAAGAAGGUGCUGGCGAUGAACGGUGUGGGGGAGGCAGAGGACGAGGAGGAGCAGGUAGAGGGGGUGCGAGUCCGAGCGCUCUAUGAUUACACGGGCCAGGAGGCUGAUGAGCUCAGCUUUAAAGCAGGUGAGGAGCUGCUGAAGCUGGGUGAGGAGGACGAGCAGGGCUGGUGUAAAGGACAGCUAAACAGUGGCCAAGUCGGUCUCUACCCCGCCAACUAUGUUCAGGUCAUCGGGUCCUGAUACCCACCCCCCCCACCCCACCCCACCCCUCUCUGGGUCAUCUAGCCAAUGGUACACCUGCAUUCACAAUGCCAGGACCAAUCAAAGAAGCUAUCAGUGCUGACAUGUAGACACCUGACUCUGUGACACCAGACAGUUUUUGGUUACUGACUGAAAAACUCAUCAUGUUGUUUGUAUUUUUUUUUCUGUUGUUUGAGCUUUUGAAAAUCAGCCAGUGGAAAAGUCCACUUGUUGUGAAAGGCUGUUUACUCAACUACAGGCAAAGAGGAAUCUCUGGAGGCCUGCAACCAUUAACCUGACAGUAGACUGUGGAAAAACAUUCUGCUUGCUGCUGUCAUUUUCAGUUACUUAAGUCAGAAUAUCCACAUUUUAUUGAAGAGGACAAAGUCUAGGUGGAGCAUGGAGUGACUGAAACAUCUGUCUUUAAAUCAAACACAACCCAAAAAAAUGCUUCUUUUUAAGGAAAUAGUUCAACAAUUUGGGGAAAAAAACUUUGCUUUCUUUUCAAGUCAAUAUAAGGCUAAAGAUAGCUAGCCUGACUCUAUCCAAAGGUAACAGCAUCUGCUAACCACCACCUCUAAAGCUGGUUUGUUUAAUCUGUACAAAAACUGAAAUGUAAAAAGAAUCAUUUGUUGUGUUUUAAAGGUGCUUGUGGACAGAUUUUGUUUCCCUUUGGACAGAGCCAGGCUAGCUGGUUCCCCCUGUUUCCAGUCUUUAUGCUAAGCUAAGCUAACUAGCUGCUGGUUGUAGUCUUAUAUCAGAUAUGAGAGUGAUAUUGAUCUUCACAUUUGACUCUCAGGACGAAAGUGAAUCAAGGAGCUGAAUUUCCCUAAAUGUUGAACUAUUUUUUAAGCCUUUGUGUUCUCAUCAUUAAUCAGCUCAAAAAGACGAUCAGAGAAGCCAGAACUUUUUCCUGUAGAUUUCAGAGCCGUCUAUUGAGUUUUCUUGUAUCUGGGAUCUUGUUAGAGGAACUGCAGCUGGAGACACCUCUUCACCGUCUUCUUUGUAUGGCUGUGGCGGUUGCUGCUCGAAUCGACGAGAUGAAAAGACUGUCAGUGCCUUAGUCGAUGAGGCUGGAAAUAUGUGGCACUGCCCUGCUGUCUAACCAAGGAAUUACAGCCGUCUUCACCUGCUGAGGAUCUCUGGUAUAGUACCAGUAGAAACCAAUAGAUCCCUUGUUACUGGGACAUUAAACACUUUGAUUGUGCAUGCAGCACGUGAUCACGCCACCUCUCAGUCAUUUAGCUUGAUAACAGUAUGCUAUUGGUUAUUUUGUAGAUUUUUAGGUGUGACACUGAAUUCACUUUCUUUCCUUUUUUUGAUUAUUUUUUAAUGUGCUAGCUGGAGGUUAAUUUUAAGUCAGUUGAUUUUCAGUAUGGAUGGUGUAAACUGUUCCUACCUGCUUCUUUGAAUUUUUUAAGAAUAGAAUUUUUACAGUAAUGACUUCAUAAUUUAUUUUCCUCUUUAAUUUAGCAAUCAUCUUUAAUUUGAACUAGACUCACUAAAGCAGGGGGAGGGAUCUAAUCUGUUGAAGGUGGUUGUUUGCUAGUUUGUUUUUCUGUGCAGGGAUCAUGAAGCACACGCACCUCAAAUGUUUAAAAUAAGUGAUACUAUUUAGUCUGGUUUGGGAUUUUUUUUGUAUGUUUAAGUGUGUGUGUGAGGGAGAGUCCUCUGCUCUGCUGAUCUGAGUAUCGCUAACAGCUAACCCAAGUAGACGUCCAAAUAAUAACAGAGAUAAUAGAGAAAUUAAUGUUGCUGCGCUGCUCCUUUUGAUUCUUUCUUUUCCUUCUGAAAAUCAUGUACAGUGUAUAAAGUGGGAAGCACUAAUAAAGAGCUUUCUACACUU
Molecule: messenger RNA, 3757 nt
Organism: Lates calcarifer (barramundi perch)
Lineage: Eukaryota; Metazoa; Chordata; Actinopteri; Centropomidae
Gene: pacsin3
Product: protein kinase C and casein kinase substrate in neurons 3
Exons: 11
Coding region: 583-1911 (442 amino acids)
Biological process (GO): cytoskeleton organization; plasma membrane tubulation; regulation of endocytosis
Cellular component (GO): cytoplasm; plasma membrane; endosome
Molecular function (GO): phospholipid binding; protein binding
Source: RefSeq, a predicted model, not a curated record